Molecule: messenger RNA, 6431 nt
Organism: Syngnathus acus (greater pipefish)
Lineage: Eukaryota; Metazoa; Chordata; Actinopteri; Syngnathiformes; Syngnathidae
Gene: dip2a
Product: disco-interacting protein 2 homolog A
Exons: 39
Coding region: 307-5091 (1594 amino acids)
Cellular component (GO): cell surface
Source: RefSeq, a predicted model, not a curated record
CACUGCGGGACGCAGCCGGUGGCGCCGCGGGGGAAAGACAGCAACCUCGCAACCACCACCAGACGAUUGGUACCUCUUAUGCGUUCAGUGGCAACACGUAGCCGCCCCGCGUGGGCUAGCCGAACCAUGUCAUGACGCUGCCGGAGAUUUCCUCCACAUCUGUCCGCUGCUCCUUCGAGACGCACCCUGUUUUCUCGCCACACCGGUGACCGAAACCGUAUUUUCCCGGCGGAUCUUGGCUUUAUUAUAUCUCUCUCUAGAAAGCAAGCCAGUGGAUAUAUUUGUGCUUUUUCUGGGGGGGCCGGGAUGGCCGAGAGAACCUCGACUGGGAUGCUGACCGUGACUCUGGAGCCCACGCCGGCUGUCGCAAUGACACUCCCGGCGGAGGUCCGCGCUAAAUUGGCCGAGCUGGAGUUGGAGCUGUCCGAAGGGGACAUCACUCAGAAGGGCUACGAGAAGAAAAGAAGCAAACUGUUGGCACCGUACAUCCCGCAGAUCCAAGGUGUAGAUCCCGCUCUGCAGAUAGACAGCCGGAUCCAGGCCUCCUCCCAGGCUGUUCUUCCCGCGUCCAAACACAACAAAUCUCGAGCAGCCAACACUCGAGAUGAACGCUUCCGCUCUGAUCUGCACACAGAAGCCGUCCAAGCAGCUUUGGCCAAAUACAAAGAAAGGAAGAUGCCAAUGCCGUCCAAGAGACGAUCCGUGCUAGUCCAGUCCUCCGUUGAGGCGUGCACUCCGCCAGACACCUCCUCUGCGUCGGAAGACGAGGGCUCUCUGCGGCGAAAGGGCCGUCUGGCCAAUUCCACUCCCAAUCAAAGCCACCCGGCCGUCGAGCACUGGUUUAACCGGGUCAUCCAGGGUUCGUCCACCUCAUCUUCCGCUUCGUCCACCUCGUCUCACCCGGGAGUGAGGUCUGUCGCCACCAGCACCAACGCUAACAGCGGCGCUCUCAACGCCAACACCAAAGCUACUGUGCUGGCUGAUCUUAUGUCACACACACACCUAGAUAACCACAUAGCUCCCCCAGACGUGACGGGCCUCUCGGAGCGCUCCUCACUUCAUGCGGAGCAUUCCCACGUUGCCUCGGUGCGAGGCGUAUCUCGUGGCUACAACCACCACACCAGCAUCAUGGAGACAGCAGAUGGUGUUCCAGUCAACAGCCGCGUCUCCUCCAAAAUCCAGCAGCUUCUCAACACACUGAAAAGACCGAAGCGACCGCCUUUGCGAGAGUUUUUUGUGGAUGACUUUGAGGAGCUCAUGGAUGUUCAGCAACCCAAUCCGAACCAGCCAAAGCCAGAAGGCCAACUCAUGCGUCCCCUUGAGGGAGAUCCUCUCGGAGUGGCCACCAACUGGCCUCCCUCGUUGACAGCAGCCUUGCAACGAUGGGGGACCACUCAACCCAAGAGCCCUUGUCUGACAGCACUUGAUAACGCUGGCAAGCCUGUCUACACUCUCACCUAUGGUAAAUUAUGGACCCGGAGUCAGAAAUUGGCCUACACACUUCUCAACAAGUUAAGCACCAGGAAUGAACCUUUGCUUAUGCCUGGAGAUAGGGUUGCACUUGUAUUCCCCAACAAUGACCCCGUCAUGUUCAUGGUGGCGUUCUACGGCUGUCUGCUGGCAGAGCUGGUCCCCGUACCCAUUGAAGUGCCGCUAACCAGAAAGGAUGCUGGAAGUCAACAAAUUGGCUUUCUGCUUGGCAGUUGCGGGGUGACUUUGGCUCUUACCACUGACGCUUGUCAGAAAGGUUUACCCAAAGCACAAACUGGGGAGGUAGCCACAUUCAAAGGCUGGCCCCGGUUGCUGUGGUUUGUGACUGACGGAAAACACGUUGUGAAGCCUCCCAAAGAUUGGCAUCCUCCAAUACGUGAAGCAAGCAAUGACAUAGCCUACAUCGAAUAUAAAACCAGCAAGGAGGGAAGCACCAUGGGGAUCACAGUGAGCCAUUCAGCCAUGCUUGCUCACUGUCACGCUCUCACACAAGCCUGCGCUUACACUGAAGCUGAGACCGUAACUAACGUGCUGGACUUCAAGAGAGAAGCGGGUUUAUGGCAUGGGGUUCUUACCAGCGUCAUGAAUCGGAUGCAUGUAAUCAGCAUUCCUUACUCGCUAAUGAAAGUCAACCCUCUCUCGUGGAUACAAAAGGUUCACACGUACAAAGCGCGGGUGGCUGUGGUGAAAUCGAGGGACAUGCAUUGGUCUCUGCUGGCUCAAAGAGACCAGCGAGACAUCAGCUUGAGCUCGCUGCGCAUGCUGAUUGUUGCCGAUGGAGCCAACCCAUGGUCAAUAUCUUCCUGCGAUGCCUUUCUCAACGUGUUCCAGGCACGUGGGCUGCGACCUGAGGUGAUCUGUCCAUGUGCCAGCUCUUCAGAAGCCAUGACUGUCGCCAUCCGGAGACCUCCAGAGAUGGGCGUCCCUUCACCGGGCAAGGCGGUGCUGUCCAUGGGCGGGCUGAGCCAUAGUGUCAUCCGCGUGGACACCGAAGAGAAGCUCUCUGUCCUCACCGUGCAGGACGUGGGACAGGUCAUGCCCGGAGCUCUGGUGUGUGUGGUGCGAGCCGAGGGCACGCCGUACUUGUGUCAGACUGACGAGGUGGGAGAAAUCUGCGUGAGCUCAAGGUGCACAGGUUCGGCUUAUUACGGCCUUCAGGGCAUGACCAAGAACAUAUUUGAGACCACUCCAGUCACGUCGACAGGAAUUCCAAUCAGUGACCGAACUUUCACCAGGACCUCUCUGCUGGGUUUUGUGGGACCAGACAGCCUCGUGUUUAUUGUCGGGAAGAUGGACGGAUUGAUGGUGGUCAGUGGGCGGCGGCACAACGCUGACGACGUGGUUGCUACGGCUCUUGCGGUGGAGCCGAUGAAGUUUGUUUACAGGGGGAGGAUAGCUGUGUUUUCUGUGUCGGUGCUGCAUGAUGAGAGGAUCGUCGUGGUGGCGGAACAGAGACCGGAUGCCUCUGAGGAAGACAGCUUCCAGUGGAUGAGCCGCGUCCUUCAGGCCAUAGACAGCAUCCACCAAGUAGGUGUGUACUGCCUGGCCCUGGUCCCCGCCAACACGCUUCCCAAAGCUCCCCUCGGUGGCAUCCACAUAUCAGAGACCAAACAGCGCUUCCUGGAGGGCGCCUUGCAUCCCUGCAAUGUCCUCAUGUGCCCUCACACGUGCGUCACCAACCUACCCAAGCCGAGGCAGAAGCAGCCGGAGGUCGGCCCCGCUUCGAUGAUCGUAGGCAACCUGGUGGCAGGCAAGAGGAUAGCGCAGGCCUGUGGGAGAGACGUGACCCAGUUGGAAGACAAUGAGCAGUUCCUCUACAUUCAAGAUGUGCUACAGUGGAGAGCGCAGGCCACUCCAGACCAUCAGCUGUUCCUUGUUCUCAAUGCCAAGGGCACGGUGGCCAGUGCGGCGUCCUGUCUGCAGCUCCACAAGCGGGCCGAGCGCGUGGCUGCAGCUCUGAUGGGACGCCUCAACACCGGGGACCACGUCGCACUCGUCUACAUGCCAGGAAUCGACUUGAUUGCCACCUUCUAUGGCUGCUUGUACGCUGGCUGUGUCCCGGUGACGGUCCGACCUCCGCACCCGCAGAACCUGGCCACCACCCUUCCCACUGUCAAGAUGAUUGUUGAGGUCAGCAAAUCGGUGUGCAUCCUCACCACUCAAGCAAUAAUGAAGCUGUUGAAAUCCAAAGAGGCUGCCGCUGCAGUGGACAUUAAGAGUUGGCCGAUGGUGCUGGACACAGAUGACCUCCCCAGAAAGAAAAGCCCUCAGAUUUACAAGCCCCCAACCCCGGAGAUGUUAGCCUACCUUGACUUUAGCGUUUCCACCACAGGCAUCCUGGCUGGAGUCAAGAUGUCCCAUGCAGCUACUGGUGCCUUGUGUCGCUCCAUCAAGCUGCAGUGUGAGCUCUACCCUUCUCGCCAGAUCGCCAUCUGUCUUGACCCGUACUGUGGCCUGGGCUUUGCUCUCUGGUGCCUGUGCAGUGUGUACUCCGGCCACCAGUCCAUCCUGGUUCCCCCUCUGGAGCUGGAAAGCAAUGUGUGUGUAUGGCUGGCUGCUGUCAGCCAGUACAAAGUGCGUGUCACUUUUUGCUCCUACUCAGUCAUGGAAAUGUGCACCAAAGGCCUCGGCUCGCAGACGGAAGCGCUACGGCUGCGGAACGUCAACCUAUCGUGUGUGCGCACGUGCAUGGUGGUGGCGGAGGAGAGGCCUCGCAUAGCUCUCACGCAGUCCUUCUCCAAGAUCUUCAAGGACCUGGGGCUUUCGCCACGUGCCGUCAGCACCACCUUCGGCUGCAGGGUGAACGUAGCCAUCUGUUUGCAGCCCAACAGGUUAGGGAAACUGGUCGAGCAGGGCACAUCCGGACCAGACCCCACAACGGUUUACGUAGACAUGAGGGCUUUGCGACACGACAGAGUUCGGCUGGUUGAGAGGGGGUCUCCACAUAGUUUGCCCUUGAUGGAGUCUGGCAAGAUACUUCCUGGAGUCAAGGUGAUUAUUGCCAACACAGAGACGAAAGGGCCCUUGGGAGAUUCUCAUCUCGGAGAGGUGUGGGUGAGCAGUCCUCACAAUGCGACGGGCUACUACACUGUCUACGGGGAGGAAGCACUGCACGCGGACCACUUUAACACUAAGCUCAGCUUCGGUGACACACACACAGUGUGGGCAAGGACGGGCUACCUGGGCUUCCUGCGACGCACCGAACUUACCGAUGCCAGCGGAGAACGCCAUGACGCCCUCUACGUGGUGGGUUCUGUAGAUGAGACCCUCGAGCUGAGGGGAAUGAGGUACCACCCGAUUGACAUCGAGACCUCCGUCAUCCGCUCCCAUAAGAGCAUAGCUGAAUGCGCCGUGUUCACUUGGACCAACCUGCUUGUGGUGGUGGUGGAGCUGGAGGGCUCCGAGCAAGAGGCCCUGGACCUGGUGGCCCUGGUCACCAACGUGGUGCUGGAGGAGCAUUACCUCAUUGUCGGCGUGGUGGUGGUGGUCGACCCUGGCGUCAUCCCCAUCAACUCCAGAGGCGAGAAGCAACGCAUGCACCUGCGAGACGGUUUCCUGGCCGACCAACUGGACCCCAUAUAUGUGGCGUAUAACAUGUGAGGGCUCGGCCGUGGGACGUCAUAUUGACGUUUUGUUUGCUGCUGCAAACCACGAGUGACAUUGGUAGCGUUGCCAUUUACAUCUUCAGGACACUGAGUUGAGACUGUAUCAACAGCGCCCCUGCAGGUUGCAGCCAGGUUGUGCGCUCCAUUUAAAACUUGUGAUAUAGUUUUGUGUGUUCCCUUUUUUAUGUCAACUCAAUGCAAUACGACUGAUGUAAAGAAUGUGGCUUUGGAAUGAUGCGGUUAUCCCACAUCUGCUUGAACCUAUCAUCCUUUUGGAAUAGCCAGAAACGAGAUUACAACGCUGCACUUCGAGCUGUUAGGCAGAACCACUCAACCAACAUGCUGGAAAAUAUAACAAAUGGAAACACUACACACAAAAAGUGUCAAAUUUCAGGCUGAAUUUAAAAUAUGCUAUGACCUUACAGAUUAAGUUCAAUUGACUUUCUCUAACUGUCCGACUGAUCAAUCGUCAGUACUUUUUUAUCCAACUCUAUCAAGAAGCUGGCCAUCUCUACGCCUUUCUGUGACUCUACUAGUCCCUGUUGCAAGCGCUGAAGUACCAAAAACUCUUCUUUGUGACCUAUCUACGACGUCAAAAGUUAAACAGCAUAAUAAAGUUUAAAUACCAAUUCUAAUUGAGAAAAAAAAAAAUCAGUUUAUGGCUGACAGACUUUUUGGAUCAAUUUUGCUGAUCUGCGCCUUGUUAGAGUAAUUGUGCAAAAUCUACCCAAUGAAAACAAGUUUUGAGAAGGUCAAGUUCAUCUGUAAAGGUUCGUGUGUUUUUUGGGUUAAUUCUGAACUUUUUGCGGAGAGUGUACUUUGUCCAUACUACAAACUUUGAUAAAUUAUUUGAUAAAGUUUAUUGCGCAAAUGGCAAUUUGAUGUAAAAUGUUCACAGCCUUUGUUUUCGGUGCCAUAACAUUAAGUAAUGAUUGCAUGUGCUUCCCCUCUUUGUCAGGAUUCCCAUGAUUUUUUUUUUUUGCUUCUUUGCCUCAAACAGGCCUUGAGCAUGCUGCAAGUAUGUACAGGUUUAACAAAAAUGACUAAUAGACGUGGGGCGACAUAACAAAGACUGAAUCUGCAAAAUAUGUGAAAAUUGUCCCUCGCAAACAAUCUGAGAUGGACUCAAGAUGGCGAGGAAAGGAUACAAAGUGCAUCUUUUUAUAGGACAAAUGAAUAGGAAGCAAACAAACUAGCAGAGGAGCGUUCUGCUGAGGUGACUGCGAGAUGUCACGUGUUGUAUUACGUGGAAAUACAUUUUCUCCAGUAUACGGUAAGGUGUCAUUAUUUUCAUAACAGGAUUUCUUAAUGAAUAAAAUAACAAUUUUAACUUAA